CGCAGAAAAAGAGGGGAAAAACGACUUGUCACUGUGUAAUGAUGUUAGAUGAUGGAAGGGGGCCAACGAAUUGAUGAAGAUGAAACAAAUGAACAAGUUCAUUUAGAAUGAACUUUACAGUUACACCAAACGACUGAACCAUAAUCUGAGAUGAUAUCAUGAUCCGUUUAUUGCCACUAGAGGUGCAGUCUUGCCUUCGCUCUGGUAUCGCCACUCCGAGUAUUGCCCAGUGUGUUGAGGAGCUAGUACUCAACAGUGUAGACGCAGGAGCAACCUGCGUUGCCGUCCGUGUUGAUGUGCCCAACUUCAAAAUACAGGUCGUAGACAACGGAAAAGGACUUAGCGAAGAAGAGCUUGCCCUUGUCGGUCGACGCUAUGCCACGAGCAAGUGCCAUAAGCUGGCAGACCUGGAGCAUUUGGAAUAUUUUGGAUACAGAGGAGAGGCUCUAGCUAGCAUUGUUGACAUUGCUAGAGUGCUUGAGAUUGUCAGCAGGGCCAAUGAGUCUGAUGUCACCAUGUCAAAGCUUUUCCAGUCCGGCAAGUCUGAGGUAUUUGAGGCAUCAAGGAAGAGGCCAAGCGUUGGGACCACUGUGACAGUCCAUGGUGUAUUUUAUAACAUGCCUGUCAGGAGGAAGAUGAUAUCACAUACUCUAGGCUAUGAGCGGGUCUGUCGCCGUAUCGAAGGUCUUGCACUGAUCCAUCCCGACAUCUCAUUCUCACUACGUGAUGACAGCUCAGGAACCAAAUCUAUCCAGACACACAUUGCAUCAUCCACAGUGGCCACAUUUCGCUUUCUCUUCGGGCAGAGCAAAGCAAAAUGUCUCAAGCAGGUUAUCCAUCAAGAAUGUGGGGUUAGUAUCUCGGGGCAUAUCGGAACAGACGGUCAUCCAAAUAAGAGUCUACAGUUCAUUUAUGUUAGCAACCGCCUGGUGUUGAAGACGAGGCUUCACAAAGCCAUCAACCAUCUCUUGAGGAAGUCACUGAUCGCUCACUACAGGCCUCGGUUUGGAGAUAAAAAAAGCUCAGCCGAUUCCACCACAGUCCUUGAGUUAUCAAACAGCCCAGGCAGGGCCGCAGAUCUUUACGGUAUUUUUGUUCUGAAUGUAAGAUGCCCGCUCAGUGAGUAUGACAUUUGCCUUGAGCCAUCUAAAACACUGGUCGAGUUCAGAGAUUGGAGUGUAGUGUUGGGAUGUGUCCAAAAGCUCGUAGACCAGUUCCUGACUCAAGAAAACCUCACGAUGAAACAGGAAAAGGAACACUCAGAAAGCAGUCAGUGUGAUCUACUUACACUUGAGGACGGAUCAAGUCAAGAAGAUGAGGAGGUGUCUCCAAGCGACAAAGAAAGAAUGGAUACUAACCUUUCCUCAAGGCUGUCCCAGAAGUAUGGGCGAGGUAUAAAUGCUGCUUCAUGCAGCAGCACAUUGCAAUCACUCACAGUCAGAAGACCACUGAAUAAACGGAAAAACAAUAUCAGUACCUCUACAGAAGUCAUCUCGCUGGUCUCUUACAGCUCCUCACCAGAAGUCGCAAGAAGUUCCUCAGAGGUUACCUCCCCAGUCUGUUUUGGCUCCUCAGCAGAUGUGAGCUCCCCAGUUGGUGUAAGAAUUUCCCCAACCUCCUUGAUGGUGGAGGCAAGAAGCAGUCCACUAACUGGGGAGAACAAUACUUCCAAUCAGCCAAGGAAAGUAAAACAGACAUCACCAACAAUGAUUAGUGAUGUUGGUUCCUUUGAAUCUGAGACAGAACAUCCAGGCAGAGAAUGUAACACAAACGACAAGAAACUUGUUGACUCCAUUAUCCAAGAACCAAAUAUUGAUUUGGAUGGAAGUGUCGACAAAGAGAAGUUCACUGAGCAAAGUGAGAAACAAUUAAAUGGUCAGAAUGAGGUGUACAACCAGCAUCUGGGUGGCAAUAAAUUCCAUGUAAAAACGGUUUCACACUUGUCAUCUAGAGAGAAGGGUCUCCUUCAAGAGCCUGUAUCAGAUGUUGAAGAAAGCUCAUCGAAAGUCUUCAAUGCCAGUCACUCUGAAACAAGUGAGAAAUUGACAUCAGAAUUGGACUAUGAGAAAGUAUACAACAUGUGCGCCCCUGUUAUGGAUGGACCUGAUAUAAGUUCAUCUGAACUCCAUCAUGUUGAAAGUCAGUCGUCUACUCCAGAACAAAUCGGCAUUUUGUUUGAGGUACAAGGUAUCACAGACAAGAAUGAAAAAUCUCUCAAAGUGAUAGUUGAAGAAGUAACACCUGAUUAUGGUGUUGCCAUCAACUCAUUGGAGAGUAAUAUAUCAAGUGAAUAUUGUUCAUAUGAAAACGACAAAGUAGAUGAGCAGAGCGGUGAUUCAACAGUCACAUUACAAGAGCAUCUCAGAGAAAAUAUCUCAAACUCAGCAAUCACAUCAGAUACAAGGACACUGAUAGAUCUGGUUAAUUGUGAUCAGUUUACAACCCCCAAUGUAGAAAUUCCGGACUCCUUAACAUAUUCUGGUCACUCAAACCAGAAGGAAUCCAUUUCGGACUUGUCCAGUUUCGGGUUGGAUACUUCAUCUUUUGAUUCUGAUGGAGUGAGCAACACAUCAGAUUCAUGUGUCCUCAUUGAGAAGGGUGAGCCACCGUCAGUUCAGACAACAAAGUCAUCACCUGGUAUUGCAGUAAAAGGAUCAUCACCAAAUUCUUGUGAAGUUUAUGGCACGAGUUUGAGAGACAAAGCCAAGUGUCAUCUCAAAACCCUCCGAACUUCCAAGCCUGAUGAUUCCCGAAAACAAAAUCAUCUUAAAGACGGUGCAUUUUCAUCUUCAUCAUCAAGGUGUCAGGAUUCGUUCAGAAGUUCCUUACAGAUAUUCAGGAGGUCAUUUAGAGCUGAGCAUGAUGGCAAAGAGGUUGUUCAACACUCAAUCUCAGAGCUACUGAAGGGGAAAGAUGUUGAGGCAACAAGAAGGUUCCAUCUGAGGAAUACAGGCAGGCAGAAGCAAUCCUCUCAUUUCACUACCACCUCCCCUGUGAUGCUUAAGAGGCGAUUUCCUCCUGGUGACAUGAUGCUGGGAAAUAACACUUCCGAUGAGAAGUCAAUCAAUGAUUGUCUGAAGAAAAGGCAGAUGUCCGUGCCCAACAAGAAAAAUGAACCUGCCGAGUCCGUCUUGGAACCUCUCAAAAGCACUGAAAUGAGAAACAGUAAAGAGAAUUGUAGUCCACAGACAGAAUCUGAAAAGAUAUCAGCUAAAAAUACCCUUGAUGUGCAUGUCUCGACUGAGAAUAAAGGAAGCAAUGGUGAACAACACUCCAGAGUUACAGUCACAAACAAACCAAAUCUGAAACGGUUAAGGCAGAUACACAUGGCCUCGGAAAAGAAAUCAGCCAGUGAAGCAAUAGUAGACACUUUUGCACCGAGGAAGAGACAAGCAACAACAUCAACAGGAACCAUAGCCUUGGAGAACCUGAGGCAGGAAAGAACCAUAGGCAAGAGAGAUGCACCAUUGACAAAGAGGUUCAUGACAUCGGACAGAUUUCUGCAAACUUUCCAAAGGGUCUUCCCAACAGUUGGUAUUAAAGCAAAACAUUUGACAUCAGAGCAAGAAAUUUCUCAUGAAGCACAGGUGCCCCAAGGUCUUCAUCAUAUUCAACAUUCCCCUCAGGCUACUGGUAUCAAAUUCAUUGCUACUCAUCUUCAGGCAGGACCAGAAACUUCAACUAACUUAAGCCUUCAACAAGCUGCUCUAAAUGUUCAAAUGCCACACUCAUUAGUUGUUACGGAACAGCAGGAAACAAACAAGCAAUGUGAUGAAAUGAGUCCUAUUACGGAUGCUGAACAAGUAUGUGGCUUACCUCCUCAUACAGGACAAACUGGACAGAAGGAAAGCCCCAAACUUGGAAAAACUCACCUUAACUUAAAAACUAACAAAUGCAGAAUUGAGUCUCAAGUCCAGAGUGAAAUUGGAGAAGAGGUAAAAAUUGUGGAAGACCGAAUCAAAGAGGAUAGCUUUCAAAUACAAGGAGAAAGCCAAAGAAAGGUUCAUGAACUGCAUGAUAAAGAGCCUGAAAGACAAACUGAUCUAACUUACGAUGACGCCGUAAAUGAGCCUUUCUCUCAGAGGUUGGGGACAGAGAGCAUGUUUUGCAGCCAAUCAUCUGAAGAAAUCUCACAAAGCCUUUCAAGAGAUGAACAACAUUCCCAAUCUGUUAUCCUGUGCGAUACAAAGACCUUUAAACUGAGGAGAGAACAACUGUCCGGUUUGCCAACCAUUUUAAGAUCUUUCGUCCCCUCCGACCUGAAUGCCUACUGCAGUGAACCAACUGAAAUAGAGUACAUUGGAUGUAACAUCAAUUUGGAUAAAGAUGAUCCGUUGUCUUCGGAAAUUGAAACUACUAAAGUGUCAAAUUUGGAUUUGGAGAGCAGGUCUUAUCCCUUCCUUCUACCUAACUUACAAGACUUAGAAGCAACAUUUACUGAUAACCAGCAUGAAAACACAGAGGAUGAAGUUACACUUGAAGUCGGCAGAAAAUGUGACCCAGGCUUUGUCCCAUUUCUUGAUACCGAGUCUCUGAUUAAUUCUGAGUCUCUCACAGAGGGAGGAAAUAUGAAGACAGAAUUGUUUCUUUUGAAUCAAAGCCAGCGAGACAAAGAUCUACAUCAAGCAAGUAACCCAACGUUACCUGACAUGCACCAAGUGGACAGUCGGCAACAUGGCAGCAGUGAAACCUCACCAACAAGUCGCCCAACAGACUUUGAAAUAAAUCAACUAGAACACCAACAAGAAGCCACGAGAGAUGGGUCAACGGAAGAUAGUGUUGACUCCCAACCUGCAGAGAGUGCUACAAACUUGACCGUUCAGAGUGAUUACAAACUGAGGCACCAGGAAGACUUGCUGCUAGUGAAUCAAACUCAACAUGAAGACAAUUUGAAGAAAGUGUCUGACACAGACUGUUGUGAUGAUCAACAGACCCAGCAGAUCCCCCAGGGAGACAGCGCUGACUCCGAGUCCACUGUUGACAAAAGGUGGUUGGUUCAGUAUGACCAGAAGCUGAAACGGCAGGUCUACAUCAAUUUGAAGACUGGUAACUGCAGUUAUGAGAACCCUGUGUCGAGGAAAGACGGACUCUUGGGAGAUGGAUUAGCUGACGAAGGAAAUGGGAUUGAAGGAAAUUCAGUCAUCAUUCAAACAGGUAGGAAGAAGUCCUAUCUCCAUCGAGUCCACUCACUGUGUGCUGAGCCUUUCCUAGCUACGUUACCAAAGCCUGAUAAUCUCAUUGAUGAGUCAACUAGUAUCCUUUCUCCCUCAUCUCAUUCUGCACUCAUUCAUAUGGUAGAUGAACACAUGGACCGGCAGGGUGGUGACAUUGCUUCAAAGUGGAGAGGAGAUGGUCUGAGCAAGCAAACAGCAGACCUGGGACGGACAGUGGACGACUUAAUUGCCAACUGGACCAAUCCGAUGUUUGCUACUGUGGAGUCUGGUAUCCUGGAUGCUCAAUGCUCAAAUAUCCCUCAUAGCUCCAUCAGGGCACAGUCUACCAUUCACCCAUACAGAUUCACCAAGGCAAUGUUUCAGGACAUCAAGGUACUUGGACAAGUGGACAAUAAGUUUAUUGCUUGUACGAUCAACACGAAUGAUAAGAACAAAUCUGCAGAACCAAACUUGAUAUUACUGAUCGACCAGCAUGCUGCGCAUGAAAGAAUCCGCCUUGAACAACUCACAGCAGAUGUUUUUGAAGAUCUAGCAAGUGAUGAAGAGGAUGAUGAUGAGACAACAGUAGAGCAACGGCCAUUGAUGAAAUCAUCAAGUGUCAUCCCUCCCAUCUCUAUGACCUUCUCCCGGAAGCAGCUAAGGCUUCUAGGAGUGUUUGGCAAGAACCUUCAGAGGCUGGGCAUCAACUACCGCAUCAUGGAUGAAGAUGAAGAUGGUGAGAUGGAGGAAGGCAGAAUCGAGAUCACCAGACUCCCGUCAUGUCUGCUGGAGAGAGAAGCUGCGGAACUCAAGAGAGGGCGACAGUCGGUUGCAGUAUCAAUGGUGGAGACACUCCUUAUGGAGCAUCUUGAGCUAUUACAUCAGACGUCUGGAGCAAGUGCCAUCCUACCAAAGACUAUUACCAGAGUUCUUAACUCACAGGCAUGCCAUGGUGCCGUCAAGUUUGGUGAUGACUUGAGUUACCAUGAAUGUUUAUCUCUAAUUGGACAACUGUCUACCUGUGAUCUGCCAUUCCAAUGUGCUCACGGGAGACCUUCACUGGUACCCUUGUUUGAUAUGAAACUACUGGCUUCUAAGCUACAGGAUGAGGUUGCGGAACGCAAGCCCAGAUUAAAGCGCCUCCGAGCUGUAUCCAGUUAAUCAAGAGUGACCAGAAGAGAGCUGUAUCCAGUUAAUCAAGAUAACCUUCAGCAGUACAAACCAAUCCAUGACAAGUUAUUUUCAUGUACCUUUGCUCUCGGCCAUAACCAGGACUCAUUUGGCAUAAAUGCAUAGUUUACAGGCUUUAACUCGUCAUUGGUCAGAUGCCUUUUGGUGUAAAAAAAAAAAUUAACACUGGGCGAAUUUACAUCCCAGUAAUGGUGGAAAACACAGAUUACAGAAUAUCACAAUGAAUUGGUCUGCACUCCCAAGUCAGUGUGCACAGAGUUAAAUAAUAGAACUAGAUGGGGCACUCAUAAUUACACAUAAAUGUAACUGCGCUGUCCCUCUAUGGGCACGAAUCCCUAAAUUACAUACAGAUGUCCGCGAAAAAAAUGUUGGCUACCUGUGUUAUAUGAUGGGUUAGGCCUAACGCCAUUUUGAUCUGCAUAUCAAACAAAAAAACACAAACCACAAAACAAUACUAUAUAAAUAAGACUAUCAGCCAAUGGCACAUGCCCAUAUGAAUAGGUCUAGUUUUAAAAGCCAUUAUUUUGCAAGUUUGAUUUGUAUAAUGACUUAGCUUAGUCAGCUUAGUCACAAGUGACUGUUAAAUUUGAAUUCCUCAGACUUCUUGAGGUAGUUGCUAUGUCAAAUGGUUUAGGGAAAGCUUUUGUAUAGGAACCUCCAAUCACUCGGAACUGUGUAUGGGUGCUCGCUUUCGCUUAUGUGACUAUAAGCAAAGGGCAACAAUGAGACAUAGCAACUGUUUUUAUCGUCUGUUGAAUUCAGAUUAAGCAAGUCAUUUUACUAGACAAUGCAAAUCUAACUCACAAAAAGCGUAAAUGGCUUAUCCUGAAGAGUCUUUUUUACUAGACAUUAUGUAAAUUUAGGCUAACUAGCAAAUGGCUUAUUUUGAAGGGUCUUGCCAGUAAACACCGCAUAUCACUGCUAAAGCGAUUUGAAACGCCUGUGGAAAGUGCUAUACAAAUGUUAUUUAUUAUUAUUAUUACUGUUGUGAUUUAAGUUUGAUUAAAAUAGCAUAGUUUAUAUAAAGAUUUAAACAUUUCUUUUCAAUUGAUUAUAAGCAAUUUUGAGAAAUAUUUAUUUAAAUAGUUUGUCAUUUUUGGCUUUAAACAAUAGAAAUUUACAAAAACAGAUAACUUUUGGGUAAUGUUUUUGGGACAUUACUACU
Molecule: messenger RNA, 7509 nt
Organism: Asterias rubens (European starfish)
Lineage: Eukaryota; Metazoa; Echinodermata; Asteroidea; Forcipulatida; Asteriidae
Exons: 11
Coding region: 159-6314 (2051 amino acids)
Biological process (GO): mismatch repair
Cellular component (GO): mismatch repair complex
Molecular function (GO): ATP-dependent DNA damage sensor activity; ATP hydrolysis activity; mismatched DNA binding
Source: RefSeq, a predicted model, not a curated record